Molecule: messenger RNA, 1202 nt
Organism: Coccinella septempunctata (seven-spotted ladybird)
Lineage: Eukaryota; Metazoa; Arthropoda; Insecta; Coleoptera; Coccinellidae
Product: myrosinase-binding protein 2-like
Exons: 2
Coding region: 259-1137 (292 amino acids)
Source: RefSeq, a predicted model, not a curated record
CAACUCAGUAGACAAAGUACACACACGCUGUUUGCGGAGAAUGGACAAAGAAAAAACCAUGAGUAAUAGUCGAGAAGUCGAGCGUUUCUACUUCCUAGUGGAUUUAAUGAAAGUGAAAUGCAGACGCGUUCAUUCGCGAUUUUGAAGGGUGUUCCGGAAAGGAACGGAAACCAUUUCAUUACUUUCCGCUCUUCCCAAUAUAAGAGAGACUAUCUUUGUCAACUGCCUCAGUUCAGCUCCUGCCAUCAUUGUUGAUGAAUGAUGCUGUCUUUAAUCACAGUCACCCUUUUAGCUUCAUCAUGUUCGAAGGUAUAUUCGGAGUACCAACAUGGAUAUGGACAACAACAACAGCUUCACUCAGUGCCAGAAUUUGAAUCCUACGGAAAGAUAGUAUAUCCGCAUUUCGAUAUCAUAGAACUUGGGUCCUAUCAAGAAGGACACAUUCCUCCAAAGACUGUUCAUAUCACGAAAAAAAUAGUUAUAACAGAACCGAAGCCAUAUCCUGUAAAAGUGCCACACCCUGUACCAUAUCCGGUACCUCAGAAAGUACCAUAUCCAGUUGUUCAUACAGAGCUUCUCAAAGUCCCACAUCCAGUCCCUUAUCCCGUGACCAAGACCGUGCAAGUACCAGUUGAAGUACCCAAACCAUACCCUGUACCAGAGCAUGAAUUUAAAGGAUCAGAAGGAGGUGAUUCCGGAUACGGUGGAAACCAAAAUGGAGGAGACCAAGGCAGUUAUGCCCAAUUCGAUCACAAUUCAGGUGGAGGAGACCAAGGCAGUUAUGCCCAAUUUGAUCACAACUCAGUUGGUGGAGACCAAGGUAAUUAUGCCCAAUUCGAUCACAGUUCAGGCGGUGGACAAGACUUUGGAAACCAAGACUCUUAUAACCAGGCCCCAAUCACUUAUGGUGUGCCUCAUCAAGAGCCGGGACAACCCUUAGGUCUUGCAGAAUACCAAAGUCAAAAUCGAAAUUAUCAGGUUAAUUACCAGGUGAACCAUGAUGGAGAUUUCUCGGGACAUCAAGAAGAAGCCCAGCACGAUCAGUCUUCUAAUUAUGCAGCGUUGUUAGUUCCAGUACAAGGUCAAAACAGUGAAGAGCAAAACCUGCAUCAAGAACAAGGGAAGACUGAUAGUUAAUAAUUUAGUUAUUCGAAUAUUGUUGUUUGUAUAUAAUUUUGUUGAAUAAAAAAUAAUAAGAGUUA